This is a messenger RNA of Monoraphidium neglectum, 6690 nucleotides long. Its product is annotated as endo-1,4-beta-xylanase. Gene Ontology annotation, biological process: cilium assembly; carbohydrate metabolic process. Gene Ontology annotation, molecular function: protein binding; hydrolase activity, hydrolyzing O-glycosyl compounds. The record is from RefSeq and is a predicted model, not a curated record. Bases 1 to 6690 code for a protein of 2229 amino acids. Gene Ontology annotation, cellular component: axoneme. NCBI's taxonomy places the organism in Eukaryota, Viridiplantae, Chlorophyta, Chlorophyceae, Sphaeropleales, Selenastraceae. The transcript has 22 exons.
AUGCAGAUCGUCACCCUCCCAGCCAAGGCUGACCUGGGCUACUCGGCGCUGACGCUGUCACGAAACGGGGAGCUUCUUGCUGUGUGCAGCCGAGAGCCUGACGCGGCGCUCGCUGUGUGGCAGUGGCGCAAGGAGUCGCUGCUGGCCAGCACCCCGCUCAAGACGGAAGUCAGCCAGGUCAGUUUCCACCCCGUCGAUGCAGGCAAGCUGCUUACCAGCAGCCGCCCCAGCUGCAGCGGCGGCGGCAGCGGCGGCGGGGGCGGGAGCGGCGGCAAGGCAGGGGCCGCUGGCAGCGAGCAGGCGCCUGUGCGGCUGUGGAACCUGGAGCGGCUGUGGAGCACAUAUCACCUGGAGCCUACAAACCUUGGGCUGGAGGGAGGCCGCGAGCCAACAUGCCAUGCAUGGGCGCCCGAGGUAGCGGAGAAGGGCGCUCCAGCAGCAGGAGAUGCCGCGGCCGACAGCAGCAGCAGGAAAGGCGCAGGAGACGACAGCGCGGGGGAGGCCGCGGCGACGGGGGUCUCCAGCAUUGCUGUCAACACCGACGCAGUGUUUGUGUGUGGCAGUGGCAGCGAGCGCGGUGCGACACCCCUCAGAUGGUUCGCCAGGGGAGAGGGCGGCGGGGCCCUGCGGCAGCUGGGGCAGGCCCAGGGUACCGCAGGGGCCCUCUGCGUCGACUUGGGCGGCGCGUCGCAGCGGGACGCCCUGGUCGCGACGCGCGACGGCUGCCUCGUGCUGAUCGCCUCGCCGGGCCGCGGCUCUGCGGCCGCGGCGCCUGUCCAGAUCGAGCCUCUUGCAGACUGCCACGCGGGCGCAGUCACGGGCCUCUCGCCGCUGCCCGGCGGCCACGGCAAGGUGCUGAGCGCCGGCGCCGACGGCAGCCUGCGGGUGUGGGACGCUGGCGGCGGCGGGCAGAUCGCGGGGCGCCGCGACUUUCCCGCGGCGCGCCUGACGGCGUUGGCGUCGUGCCGCACGCGCGCGCUGGCGGCGGCGGGGUCGGCGCGCGGCGUGCUGCGGCUCGUGUCGACGGCGGACGAGGCAGCGCUGCCCGUCGUCUGGCGCGCGCGGCUGGCGCGCGGACCGCUGACCGCGCUGUCCUUCUCGCCGAGCGGCGCAGUGCUCGCAGUGGCGUGCAGCGAUGGGGGAGGCGCGGGCUGCAGCGGCGGCCGCGACCAGGGCGCCAGCCGGGUGGCGUUUGUUCGCAUCGGCGGGGGCGAUGGGGCAGCUGCCGCGGAGCUGCUGGGCUACGCCGACUGCGGAGACCGGGUCCUGUCGAUGGCGUGGCUGCCAACGCAGCCGCGCAGUGCGGGCGGAGACGCAGGUUUCAGUGGCAUUGGUGGUGGCGGCGCAGCAGGGGGCGAGCUGGUGGUCAGCUCGAGCAACGGGUUGUUGAUGAGCUUGGCAGCGCCUGCCGCAGCAGCACCGGUAGUUCCGUCGGCGGAGGCGGCUGUCGGGGCGAUGCUGCUGUCGCCGCAGCAGCUGCGCGUGCGCAGCGUCGCUAUCGAGGCCCCCCUGUCAUGCAUCGAGGUGGUCUGGCAGAAGCAGCAGCAGCAAGGCGGCGCGAGGGGCAACAGCGCGGGCGCCAGCAACGGCGGCAGCGGCGACGGGGGCGGCGGAGGUGCUUGCGUUGCUGUGGUGAUCGGGCUGUCGGCAGCUGACAGGCGGCUGCUGAAGUUCGGGCUGCCAUCCGACGCAGCGGCGUGGGCCGGCGCCGAGCGCCCCCCACUGCGCAGUGCCGUCGCGGUCGCGGCGCACGACAAGCGCGGCGCCGCCCUCGCCCUCAGCCCCUGCCAGCGGUUUGUCGCAAGCGGCGGCGCCGACGGCUGUGCACGCCUGCGCAACGCGGGGACGCUCCUGGAAGUCGGCAGUGCGCCCCCGGCACCGCGGCAGCAACAGGCGCCGCGGCAGCAGAGCGCGCACGCGUCGUCGGCGGGCGGCGCCAUCGCACUUUGCUUCGACGCGGGCGGCGGGUGGCUGGCCAGCGGCGGCGCGGACGGCAGCCUGUUCCUGAGCCGCGUCCUUGGGGAGUCUGGCGGCCUCGGGUCCCUCCAGCAGGUUGAAGCCGAUGGGUCAGUGGUAGCAGAGGCGUUCCAAGCCAUGGCCAGCACGGACACGCCCGAUGAUGACGACGAGCCGACCCUGCCGGCCCUGCUCGCCGCCGCCGCCCGCGCGGACGAGGAGCAGCGGGGCGCGGCCGUGCGCGAGGCGACGGCGCGCAGGCUCGGGGAGCUGCGGGCGCGGCUGGCCGAGCUGCUGGGGCGCAACGCGGCGGCGCCGGAGGGGGAGCGGCUUACUCGGGAAGAGGUGAUCCUCGACGUCGGGCGGCUGCAGGAGCUGCGAGCCAAGGCGGCCGCGGAGGCCGAGGCGCUCAAGUCGCGCCUGUCGGACGCGGUGGCGCGGGACGAGAUUGUCAAACCGGCGGCCGUGACGGGCGUCGCGUCGCGCCAGGAGGUCUGGAACUUCCCGCUGCGCGCCGGCGCAGGCGGCGCGUACGCGCGCGUUGCAGCGCUGAGGGCGACAGAGCUGCUGGAGGCGGCAGCGAUGGGCGCGCCCGCGGGCGACGACCAGGGGCAGGUGCUCCGGCGGCCUCGCGCUGCGGCGCCGGUCGGGCCCGCGAGCAAGGAGGGUGCGGCGGGCGCCGCUGCUUUGGGUGAGGCGCCGGCGGCCGCCGCGGCGGUGGCGGCUCCCACUGCGGGGCGCGGCAGCGCGUUCGGGAGCGAUGCGGGCGACACACCGUCGACCUCCGGCGCGGGCGGCCCUCCGCUGUCGGCCAGGGGAGCCGCGCAGCCGCAGCAGGCGCCGCAGCCGGCCGCGGCUGGUCCGGGCGCGGCAAGCGCACCGCGCGCGGAUGACUUGCUGGAGUGUCUAGCUGCGGGGCGGGCCGUAGCGCCCGAGCGGCUGCUGUACGAUGACCUUGAAGUGGUGACGCCGGCGCGCAAGGCGGCGCAGGCGGAGAUCUACAGGCAGAUGGCGCGGGAGCUGCAGUCGAAGUUCAACGCCGCGUUCGACGCGCUGGUCCAGCACAAGCACGCGGACGCCGACAAGAUCUCAGAUCUGAACGCCCGCCUGGACGAUCUAGAGAGGGAGCUCGCCAAGAUCAGCGCCGCCGGCGGGUCCGAGGCCGCCGGGCCGGGCGGCGGCGGCACGGCAGACGCGGCUUCGGCGGCGGCGGCAGCGAGCGGGGUCGGGGCGCACGGCGGCGGGCAGCCAGCCGUGGGCGGGUCGGGGCGCGUCGCGGUGCGGUGGGCGGAUGUGGAGGAUCUCGAGGAGAGCCUGUUCAGCUUCAAGCCCGAGGAUAUCAAGGCCCCCAAGUACCAGUCCCCAGAGGAGCGCGCCCGCGCCGCCGCCGCCGCCGCGUCCGAGGCGGAGGCACGGCGCCGCGCGGCCGCGGAUGACGCAUUUGGGCGCGCUCUGGACGACAUGAUGGGCGGCGCCCUGGUGCGGCCCACCGACGAGGUCGCUGACCUGGCUGCGGCGCGGCCGGCGUGGAUGAACGGGAACCCGCAGGCGAGCAGGGAGCUGGAUUUCACGGAAGACCAGCUGCGCGAGUACAAGGAGCACCAGGCCAAGGAGAAGGCCGCCAUAGAGGAGAGGUUUGACGACGCGCUGGCCGCCCUGGCCCAGCGGCGGGUGGCGGCGCUGUCGGAGCUGUCCAGCCUGGAGGGCCGCGCGGCGCGGCUCGAGGCGGACGCGCAGGCGGCGGAGGCGGCGGGGGACGCGGCAGAGCGGCGGGCCCUGGGGCGCGCGGCGGCAGCGCGAGAUGCACGCGCGCGAGUGGAAAAGGAGCUGUCCGAGGCGCGCGCUGUGCUGGCUGCCCAGCAGGAGCGCGCCGCGGCCCUGCACGCAGAGGAGAAGGCCAUGGACCGCGCCCUCAAGCGCGAGUUCCAGGAAGCCGACGCGGCCGCAGCGGCGCGCCUGGCGCAGCUCUACAAGCAGCGCCUGUCCGCCGGCGGACCGGGGUCCGCCGCGGACGGCGGCGCCGGCUUGCAGCCGCCGCCACUCUGGCGAGACCAGCCGGCCGGCGCGGCGGCGGGCGCGGCGGCUGCGGCGGCAGCGGCGGGGACGCCGCGCGGCGCCGCGCUGCUGGGCGGGAGCGGGCAGCAGGAGGUGGUGCACCUGAGCGACAGCGCGCGGCCCGAGUCGCUGGACCCCCUCGUUUGGGACCGCUUCCUGGAUUUCAGGGCCAGGCGCGCCCGCCUGGAGCUGGCCGCCCGCGACCAGGCAUCCGCCACCGCCCGCGCGGCCCGCCAGGCCGCGCUGCUCGAGUCCGAGGCGGCCGCGCUCGCGGCGGAGAUCGGCGAAGCGACCUCGAACGCGGCGGCGCUGCGGGCCGCGCGGCAGGCGGCGUGCAUGGACGUUGAGGUGCGGUUUGGGCUGAAGGCGGGGCAGGUCGAGGCGGAGCCGCGGGAUGUGGGUUCGCUGCUGGAGGGGGCGGUGAUGGUGAGGCGCAAGAUCGUCGAUGAUCUGAACGAGGUUGUGAGGUCCAAGGGGCGGCAGAAGAUGGACCUGCUGGGGCAGAUCAAGGACUUCAAGCGGGGGAUCUACGCGCUGCAGUGGGAGAACAAGAGGGCCGACAUGGAGGCGGAUGACGUGGCGUCGCUGGCGCGGGAGCUGCAGCUGCUGCACGUCACAAAGGACUUCCAGCAGCUGGUCAAGGCGGGGCCGGGAGCCAACACCAACGCCGCAGGCAGGGAGGUGGCCAGCCUGGAGGCGCUGCACCGCACCCGCGAGGAGCUGCACCUCAAGCGCAUGGAGGAGGGGCGGCGGCGGAUCAGGAAGCUGGAGAGGGAAAUCUCGGCCAAGGCGCAGCAGAAUGCAGAGGUCCAGCUGCACCUGUCGGGCCUAGAGCGUGUAUUGGACGAGCAGGAACGGCUGCAGGAAGCGGCGGGAGACCACAGGAGCGAGCCUCACGACAGGCGCAUGCGCUCCGUGGUGGUGGCCCGGAAGCUCAAGGACAUCAUAGCCGCGCAGCAGGCAGAGAUCACAUCACUGAGGGAGGAGGUACCGCCCCCUCCCCCUCCCCUCCCCGCCAACAUCACUUGGAGCAUCCAGCUUAAUCCCAGCGGCAGCACCGGCCUGCCGCGUGCCACCGCCCGCGUCGGCCCCGCCGCCGCCCCGGCCGCGGCGGCCGGCAACGCGACCAGCGACGCCGGCGAAUUCGCGAUUCAAGUGCAGCAGCCCAUCAGCGACAAGCUCCAGGCCUGGCGCGCGCAGCUGAGGAGCGAGCCCCUGCGGCUCAGUCCGCUGCGCGCCUACUCACUGGUGUUUGAGGCGCGCAGCGGCAGCGCCAACGCCAGCGUGCGGGUCCAGUGCGGCAGCCAGGAGGGGACCCACGAGUUCCGCAGCCUCCGCAUCCUGGAGGAGCCCGUCGACAACGAAGCCGUGUCACCCGACGCCGUCGCCGCCCGCACCGCCGCGCACCGCGCCGCGCCGCUGCGGCUCGAGGUCGCCGGCCCCGGCGGCGGCCCCGCGGCGGUGGAUGGGCUCAACCUGACGCUGCGGCGCCACCACUUUGUGUUUGGCACCGCGAUCGAGCCUCAGGUUGUCAGGGAGCGCUAUGGGGCCGAGGUUCACUCAAAGUACAUCGACACGCUGGGCGCCAACUUUUGGAGCAUAACCCCUGAGAAUGCGUUCAAGUGGCACAACUAUGAGCCGCAGCGCGGGCAGUACCAGGAGAGGGCGGCCCUCCUGCGCAGCGACUACUUUGCAGUGGCGGAGGCUCUCGGCAUUGACUUUUUGAGGGGCCACACCCUGGAGUGGGGAGAGCCCUACAACGACUGGAAAAAGGGCAAGGCCUCAUUGCCGUUCUGGCCAUUUGCUGCCAACGACUGCAGCAAGUACUUCCAGGCACUGAAGGAGCACGUGGUGCGGGAUGUGCGGCAGUUCAGGGGGAAAUUCACCACGUACGACGUGCUGAACGAGGUCAUUGAGAUGCCCUCCAUGCUGCGCGCCUGCGGGCUGGCCACCCCUGAGGUCAUCUCCCAGAUCUUCCAGUGGGCCCACGAGGCCGACCCAACCGCCAUCCUGUGCCUGAACGAGUGGGCCGUCCUGGAGGGGAGCAACUGGCAGGGGCUGGUGGAGCUCGCGCGCGGCAUGCUGGACGCGCGCGCACCGCUGCACUGCAUCGGCGUGCAGGCCCACCUGACCCUCAACCGCUCAACGCCGGCGCUGAUGUGGCGCCGCCUCAACGAGAUCGCGUCCCUCGGACUGCCGGUCUACAUCACUGAGCUCACCCUGUCCACCAAGUGGGACCCAGUCCAGGGACCGAUCAGCGGGCUUUCCGAGGAAGAGCAGUCCGAGGCGCUGGGCCGGCUGGUCGCCUUGUUUUUCAGCCACCCGCGCGUCGCGGGCGUCACCCUGUGGGGGUUCUUUGACGGCCACGUGUGGGUGCGGAACAGCGGCAUCUUCAGGGCGGACUUCUCGCCAAAGCCGGCGGCGGUCCAGCUGCGGCGAUUCUGGUCGGAGACGCACAACACAACGGUCCGCGACGCCGCGGUCUCUCCGGCCGCCGGGCGGCCGCUGGGCGCGGCAGCGGCAAACGGUCAGGCCAGCGGCGGCGGCAGCUCGUUCGAGUGGACUGGGUACUUUGGGCGGUACAGCUACGAGCUCUCAUCGGGCGGCAAGCGGUACAGCGGGACGUUUGACCUGCACCCCGGCGAUGGCGGCCGAGCUGCACGGGUGGUGCUCGAGUGA